CUCAUUGUUUCGUGUGGAUAAAGUCGUGGUUGUCUGCCAUUGUAAUUUAGCGAUUUCCAGAAUCAGUGGGCAGUUGUAUUUGAAUUCAGCUUCCUGUAUACCUCGUAUAAUUCUUAAUCAAGUUGGGACCAAACUUGAUAUAAGAAUACUAGCCCUGAGUGGCUGAAAGAUGGCAGAUUCUGGUGGUGGCGAGUUGAAUGAGGAUGAAUUCCUGUGUUGCAGUAUUUGCUUCCAUAAAUAUGAUCUCCAGCUCAUGCGACCUAAAGUGCUGCCUUGCUCACACACAUUUUGUUUCACCUGUCUCAAGGCUCUCCAUUCAGGAAACACAUUGAAGUGUCCCGUGUGUCGACGCGAGGCCGUCAAAAUCACAAACGUUUUGACCUUACCGAACAACAAAUAUGUUCAAUACAUCAUUCAUCUCAGUGAAAAGUUACUGAAUGCUCAAGACCAGCAGAUAAAACGUAAUAAUAUCCCGGUACAACGUAUCUACGUCGGUGGCUGUACCGUCAAAGUUUCAUCAAACCCAGCUCCCAAAAAUUUGCGCGUUUUAGACUGGGGACGUUUGGUCAGUGGAUGCGCGUUUUUCAGUGGGAUGUUGCUCCUGCAAAAUCCCGAUAUUGUAUUCGUUAAAGACAUUGAUGAAGAUCUAUUACAUCUUCUUAAAAAAGCUUUUCCAAAGUUCAAGUUCAUAGCACCCGAAAAACUAAGAGUUGUAGUAAUUCUUAACGAAACCGUCUCUUAUGACUCCCACUUCACCAUAAGUCUUCCUGAAGAUGCAGGUAGUCGCCAAGAUUUCAUUCUCGAAGUGAAUGUGCAUUGUGGUCCUAUGAAACUCAAGUUAUUACAAACGGAAUUAAGAGAUUAUGUAGGAAGAGAACGUCACGGAAAUCAUUUGAAAGCCAUUUUCAGAGAAGCGCAGCAUACGGACAAAACUGUCAACGUUAUUUUGGGCGUAGGAGGAUAUGUGGGCUACAGAGAGCUAAUGAAUGCUGGAGGAUUGCCCACAAGGCUAAAGUGCAUGUGGGAGGCGUGCGGCAAACCUCAAAAAUGCAAAUUAGAAUUGACCUCGGACGUUGUCAGGCUUGAAAUAAAAAGUUUAAAUGAAGAGAACUUUACUGCCGAUUUGACUGGUUUGGACUACGUUUAUGGAUCUGAUCGCUUCUUUUGGUCCCCGUCACCAAAAGCAUAUUGCGUCGAUCCGAAGUCGUUCCGUGUUCUUUCUUUGCGCAACCAUUCGGUGAUUAUAGUAGAUUUGAUAAUCAAAUUUUAAUUAAGACACCUAGCAAAUGAAAUGAGAUUUUGUUAAAACAUGAAAUACUUUCAGUUGCAUUAAGCCAACUGCCAAUUACAGUUAAAUAAUAAAAUAUGGUUUCUCCCAGA
Messenger RNA from Daphnia pulicaria, 1380 nucleotides. Its product is annotated as tyrosyl-DNA phosphodiesterase 2-like. The transcript is spliced from 7 exons. Gene Ontology annotation, molecular function: ubiquitin protein ligase activity. The record is from RefSeq and is a predicted model, not a curated record. The coding region runs from base 170 to 1270 and encodes 366 amino acids. NCBI's taxonomy places the organism in Eukaryota, Metazoa, Arthropoda, Branchiopoda, Diplostraca, Daphniidae. Gene Ontology annotation, biological process: protein ubiquitination.